GGGCGGGGCGGGCCGGCGGCCGCUCGGCGGCGGGCCGGGGCGGACGGCGGAGCGCGGGAGGUGGUGGUGGUGCCCGCCGGGAGGCCGCCGGAAAUGAAACCAGGAAGUAAUGUGAAGGGCCAUGUGAAGCUCCUGCAUAGCAGAAAUUUGCUAAAAGAUUGCUUUACCUAUGGAUGUUACCAAAAUGGAGAACCACUUCCCCAAAGCUGUUUCUCUGUCUGUGAAGAUUCAAGUGGAAUAAUUUCAGAAAUUGAGAAGGGAUAAGUGGAAGGAGAAAAUGUUGGGCUGGUGCCAAGCGAUAGCUCGUAACCCUCACAGACUUCCAAACAGCACAAGAACACCCGAGGUCUCAGGUGAUGCUUCGCAUAACUCUACUCUGAAUGACAAAUCCCCAGGGCGUUCCACAAGUCGAUCAAGUAAUAUUUCAAAGGCAAGCAGCCCUACAACAGGAACGGCUCCCAGGAGUCAGUCACGAUUGUCUGUCUGCCCUUCCACUCAGGACAUUUGUAGAUCUACUACUUUGCAUGAUUUGUCAGAAGAUGAGCUUGAACAUGCAACCCCUGUCAUGGUGCUGACCCCUUCUAAUAGGGAGUCUGGUAAGAAACAAGUGAAACGAAGGUUUAGGCGGAAAAGAGAGACUGGAGACAAUGGUGAGCAUGCAGAAAAGCAAGGAAAGGGGAAAGACUGCAGAUUACAUCCCGAGGUUGCAAAAUCCAGCUGGAAUGCAUCUGAUUCAUCAUCAUCCUCAGAUGAGAGUCAGUGGGCUCAGGCUAGGAGGAGAGCAAGAGAAAAAGCCAGAUUGUCCAGGAGAGGGAGAAGGAAUAAGGGAUCAUGCAGUAACCAGGAUGGGUCCUCAAACAAUAACGCUGUUGAACUUGUCACUCUGGAGACAACGGGGAAAAAGAAGCAGGACAUAUCUGACCCUGAGAAUCCUACUUUAAAUCAUCGCAGAAGAAGGAUUCCAAGGUUUAAGGAAUCACAAUCUUCAGCAUCAUCUCAGGAAGCGAGGAAUUCCUCACAAAAAUGUCGAAAAAGCAAAGAGAAAAGUUAUUGCAGAGAUGAGCAGCCUGCAUCUUCGUGCCUCGGACACAAUAAAGACAUCAAGGACUGCUUUGCGGAGGCAGGCUCUGGCAGUGAUGCUCUAGCUGCCCCAGACGAUGGAGCACCUUUUGGGGCAGGGCCCACAGUGACUGACACUGCUCAGAAGCCUCCAGUGUUGUAUGAUGACUGGUCUGAUGAUUUAGAAGUAUGCAGGAUCUGUCACUGUGAGGGAGAUGAUGAAAGUCCCCUCAUCACACCGUGUCGCUGCACAGGGACCUUGCGCUUUGUACAUCAGGCCUGCCUGCACCAGUGGAUUAAGAGCUCAGACACACGCUGCUGUGAACUCUGCAAGUACGACUUUAUAAUGGAGACCAAGCUCAAACCUCUUCGGAAGUGGGAAAAACUACAGAUGACGACAAGUGAGAGGAGGAAAAUAGUUUGUUCAGUCACAUUCCAUGUAAUUGCAAUUACCUGUGUUGUCUGGUCAUUGUAUGUCUUAAUUGAUAGAACCGCAGAGGAAAUUAAACAAGGCAAUGAUAAUGGUGUCCUCGAAUGGCCGUUUUGGACAAAACUCGUGGUGGUGGCCAUUGGAUUCACAGGAGGCCUCGUCUUCAUGUACGUGCAGUGUAAGGUUUAUGUUCAGCUGUGGCGCAGGCUGAAAGCCUACAACAGAGUGAUCUUUGUUCAGAACUGCCCAGACACCGCCAAAAAACUGGAGGAGAAGAACUCUUCGUGCACUCAGAGCUCGGAUGUCAAGGAUGCGGUGGUGGUGCCAGUAGCACAGACAGGUACAAACUCUCAGCUGGCAGCUGAAGAAAUGACAUCUGAGGUCAUGCCAGUUUGAUGGAGACAGCAUUGUUUCUUCCUUGCAGAAUAAGGCAUAGUGUUUUCUACACUACAAAUGCUGAAAGAGAGUAGAAACGACUGUGCAUUUUUUUGAGUAAAAACACAAAAAACAAAUCCCUAUGAGGAAAACGGAUCCAGCAAAGCAACUUGUUACUGUAUGGAAUGUGACCAUUUGUGAAGUAGUUUCUCAACUAGUCAGCAAGUGUAGUGAAAGUGGAAGUGUAGAAAGUGCAAUAGAGAACAGGUUUAACAGACAAUGCCAAACUAAUGUGACGAGAUUAUAAUUAUUUUUUUUAACAGAAGAAGAUUGGGUGGCCGGGCUAGUAAACACAGACCUGCUAUAACCAUUUUGUUUACAGGAAACAAAACCAAACCUUUCAACUGUUUACUACUGAAAGUUGUAUUUGCUAUUUACCUUCCUAAAGAUACACUUCAAAAGUGUACCGCACAAAAUAUAUGCAUUAAGAGAAUCGAAGGAUAAAGAGCUGUACUGCAGUACGUGAAGUAACAGAUGUUUGUGCGACUCCAGCAGAGCCUGAAUGUUUGGGCAGCUGUGUCAACUGAGGAUACGUGAAACAUUUCAAGGGUAGCACUGUUUUAGAAUAUGCCUGAAUUUUUGACAAGUAGGCAGUUCCAGCCAGCAGAAACUCAUGUCUCCAUAGGGUACAGAUAUGUAACUGCAGCUGUCAGCAAAACAAGUGCGGGAAGGAGAAAAAUAGUAGAUAAUGUAUUUAGAGCGGCAGCUCAGCUGUUUCUUUUAUUUUGUAAGAGUGAAUUCAAUUUAUUUUUUUCAUAAAUUGGAUACACAAAGUUUUGAGGCAAAACUAUAAAUUAAAAAUGCAUGCAAAACCAUAGAAUUAAAUUGCUAUUAGCAAAGGUCUGAGAAAGGAUUACACUGGGAAGACAAAAAGCAUUUUUCAUUUCAAGCUUGUAAGAUUCGUGAUACAGAAGGUAGACAUGAAAGAAUAUAAGUAGGUGUCUUAAAGGAAUAUUAGUUCUUAUUCCCCUGUUCUGAAAAGUUAGUUUUUAUCUUCCUGACUGCAGAAAUAAACCACUGGUUUCUCUCUGUACAGGUAAACUUGAAAUGUUAGAUAUUCAACAGUUCAGUUGUUAACUUCAUGUUUUGAGCAUUCUCAUAUAAGGAUGAAGUGCAGAUAGCAUUAAAGGGUGCAAUAGAUAAAUGAAUGUAGAUGUAAUACUGUGUCCAACAGGCUGAAUUACGUAAAGAACACAUUUUGUGAUUUGCUUCUCAUAUCAGUGAUGUUUACCAUCAGGACAGGACAGCAAGGACCGACUUGGGGUAGUUAUGUGUUGGCUUAGACAAUUAUAUGGCUUGAACUUACGUAUAUUUAAAAAGUAAUGUUUAAAGGUUUGGAUUCUUUUUUUCUUUCUUUGUAUUUAGCUAAGCAAGAAAAGCAAACAGGCAAAUAAAGAACCAGAGUAAAGAGAGUAAGAAAGCACAGGUUCAUUCACAAGAGGAAUUUGCUGUAUUUGCCAUGAACCGGUCUUCUACAGAACCCUUGCAGUUUCUAAUGGUAAAUUUCCUCUUUACAUGUUCAAACACCUCCAGUUAAAUAACAGAAUCAUCACAUUCUCCCAAAUAUAAAGGGUGCUGGGCCGAUUGUGUACUGAAAUUCAUCUGUUAGGUGUUUCUUUGUGACUGAUUAAUGGCUUAAGGCUCAGGGACCACUGGAAAUGGCAGUAUUAGUGAGAAUUUAUCUUUUCUCAGAGCAUUGUAUUCCUCUUUUAGAAUCACUUGUGUAAUGUGGCUGUAACUAAGUGCCAUCUGGCUAGAUGGGACACAAAGUCUCAGUGCCUGAAUAGGUCUGAAGUACGUAUUAGUAUUUGGUCGAAGUUAUUCUGGGUGGGUUGGAUUAAUGUUUGAGUCUUUUCUUAUAAAAUGACUUUCCAAUUACACACUAUCAGAAAUGGAAUUCUAACAGCUUCCAUUUGAAAUCAGAUAAGUGAGUACCCAAAUAAUUUCUGUUUAUAAUUGCAGAGAAAACUUUACAAGGUCUGUAGGAAACUGUGACAAGUACUAAGGACUGCCUUGUAAUUGCACAUGCUUAAGGUGGUUUUCUAAUAGUGUAUAUCUACUUGCUAAAAAGUAAAUCUCAUGAUACCUGAAGCAAGUCAGACACUUAAAAUCAGUGGAUGCAUCUACACAUCUGGAGUUAUGUCUACAAUUAAACCUGAUGAAUCACAGCAAAGUUGGUUGACAAAAAAAAAAAGCAUUACGUAAGUACUGGAAAAUGUUGUGCUGUCAUCUAAGUGGCAGUGACCUUGCUAUUUGUUCCUUAACCUGCUGUAGUGUCAUCGCCCCACUAAAAGUGGCCCAUGUUUUGACAGCUUACCAGAGACUAAUUCAUUGUUCUGUUCUUGAACAAGCAUAAAGUUCAAAUUAAAGAAAAAUAAAUACUUGGGGCUUCUGAAAGCAGAUCUGUGCCAUCCAGUAAGAUUACUACUCCUUUUUGUUUGUUUGUUUGUUUUUUGUUUUUAAUACACUUAAGAGUCAGCAACAGAACAACCUGCAAAGCCAUUUUAUACUGACAGCUUCAAAACACCAUUCUGGCACUCACGCGUAUGUGCAAAUGAGCUUACAAUUCAUUGCAAGAAUGGAGGAAGACUUUGGUUGAAAUUCUUCCAUUCCCUUUGAAAUAUUUAUUGGACAGCAGGAAAAGCAGCAGAAGGACACUGGCUGCUGCACCGUGCAGCAGUAACAGAGAUUACAGCAGCUUUGAAACACUGUUUAAACUCUGUGAAGCAUUACAGUAUUAGCCCACGCAUCUCAUUCGGUGCAGUGGAUGUUUUAGAGCUUUCAGGGAUUUCAUGCUGGUUUGGAAUUUGUUUCUGUAGCAGGGUGAGACCUCUUCAAGAGGGCAAGGAGCUAUCCACACCAACAUGCCUUAGAUGCAGGUCUGCAUGAGUAAUGGUGGAGCAUGAAUUCAGAUGCUAGACAGCUGCUUAUCAACCAAUGAGUUUUCUUUCCCACAAAAAGGGCAGCUUUCUAAGCUGCAAAAACAGCAUCCUGAAAAUUUUAAGAGACAUUCUAAGUUUGUUUGUUUGUUUUUUUAAAUGAAAUGAGGUAUCAAAUACAGAUUGGUAUCAAGCUACCUGUGUAGCCACUACAUCUCAGGCAAACAAACUCCCCAACAGUGGAAUUUAGCUUGGCUACAAUCUUCCAAGGGCUGAACCUUGCUCCAAGCUGCCAUUACUGAGAAGAGCCUAAUCUGCAUUUCUGUUUAAGUGAAGUUUCAAUGAAGGUAGGUGGAAUUAAUCUGGUGUGAGAGCUCAGAUUUUAAACAAGAUACUUCUAAUCUGUGGACACGCACGUUUCUUCUCUUGGUUUAAGUUACAAGCAUUAUGAAGUUUAUUUCAACCUGGCAUAAAUAUACCAUUUUUGACUAUCAUUAGCAUUACGAAGAUUAUCAACUAGUCCAAUUGUGCCAUUCACACACUGCUUUAUCUGAAAGCAGUGCUUAUUUUUAUUGUGUAGAAAGAAAUAGUAAGUUCCCCAUCACCAGGACAAACCAUUUAUAAUUUCUAAUAAUGUGAUGAAACUUUAUGAUGAAAGUAUUUUACUGUGUAUAAUAUUUGGAACUACAAGUUUGUGUUACUUGUUCGACUCCCUCUCUUUUGCAAAAGAAAAAAAUGUAUGUUUUUUGUGGGUGAAUGUGUACUGAAAGACAGGAAGUAAGGGAAACAAAAGUAAUAUAUCUGCUUAUUGUUGUGAACAAAAAUGUAUUUGUAUUAAACAAAUGAUCCAAA
Gallus gallus (chicken) is the source of this 5655-nucleotide messenger RNA. It is a transcript of the gene MARCHF1, whose product is annotated as membrane associated ring-CH-type finger 1. Gene Ontology annotation, cellular component: early endosome membrane; cytoplasm; lysosome. NCBI's taxonomy places the organism in Eukaryota, Metazoa, Chordata, Aves, Galliformes, Phasianidae. Gene Ontology annotation, biological process: immune response; antigen processing and presentation of peptide antigen via MHC class II; protein polyubiquitination. Gene Ontology annotation, molecular function: MHC protein binding; zinc ion binding; ubiquitin protein ligase activity. The record is from RefSeq and is a predicted model, not a curated record. The transcript has 10 exons. Bases 278 to 1885 code for a protein of 535 amino acids.